AUGUCAACUGUAUACAACCAGUCAGCAAACGGCUAUUCAGGUGGAGGAGGAGGAGGCGGACCUGGCUACACUGAAAAUCUUCAAUACAACGAACAAAGUGAACAUUUAGACGAAGACGAAUUUGGACGUACCGAAGAAGAAUUUUAUGAAGAUAUGCAGCGAGAAUUAGCUGAUGAUGCACCAUGGAAAAGAAUACAACAAAAUACAUUUACACGUUGGGCUAAUGAACAUUUAAAAUUAGUUAAUCGUCAUAUUGAAGAUCUACAAUCAGAAUUAAGUGAUGGUUUAAAUUUAAUUGCUUUAAUUGAAGUUUUAUCACAAAAAAAAGUUCCACGACAUAAUAAAAAACCAAAUUUUCGCUCACAAAAAUUAGAAAAUGUAUCUGUUGUAUUAGACUUUCUUGAAAAUACCGAACGUAUACGUCUUGUUAAUAUUGAUGCUACACAUAUUGUUGAUGGUAAAUUAAAAUUAAUUCUUGGUUUAAUAUGGACACUAAUUUUACAUUAUUCAAUAUCAUUACCAAUGUGGGAAUUCGAACAAAACGGUGGACCUGGUUCAGGAAAAGAUGCUACACCAAAACAAAAACUUAUGAGUUGGAUUCAAGAAAAAUUACCACCAGAAUUACCAAUUACAAAUUUUACAUCUGAUUGGAAUGAUGGUCGUGCUAUUGGUGCACUUGUUGAUGCAUGUGCGCCAGGACUUUAUCCGGAUUGGAAUGAUCGUGAUCCGAAGAAUGCAUUGGAAAAUGCUAAAGAAGCUAUGGAUUUAGCUGAACAUUGGUUAGGUGUACCACAAUUAAUUCAACCACACGAAAUGAUUAAUCCAAAAGUUGAUGAACAAUCUAUGAUGACAUAUUUAUCACAAUAUCCAAGUGCGAAAUUGAAACCAGGCGCACCUAUUAGACCAAAGACAAAUUCAGCACGAGUUCGAUGCUAUGGAAAAGGUAUUGAACCAAAUGGUAAUCAUGUUGACACACCAGCUAAAUUUCAUGUUGAAACAUUUGCUGCUGGCAAAGGUAAUGUUGAUGUUAUUAUUAUUAAUCCAAAAGGACAACGAGAAAAAUGUGAUGUGGAUUUUCGUAAUGAUAAAAAUCAAACAUAUGAUUGCACAUAUUAUCCAACAAUGGAAGGACAAUAUAAAAUUAUUGUAAAAUUUGCUGGACAAGAAGUACCAAAAUCACCAUUUUCACCUUAUGUCGAAGGAAAAGCAGGUGAUGCAAGUAAAUGUCGAGCACAUGGACCUGGCCUUGAAUCAAAUGAUGUCAUGGUUGAUAAACCAACAUGGUUUGAAAUCGAUGCAGCAGAUGCUGGUAAUGGUCUUGCUGAAGUACUACUUGUUGAUCCACGUAGUCGACAAGAUGUUGUACCUGUAGCAGUUAAACAAACUAGUCCUGGAAAAUUUCGUUGUGAAUAUGUACCACGUGAACCUGGUCUUCAUUCAGUAAAUAUAUUCUUUGGUGGUCGACCUAUACCAAAUAGUCCAUAUGGUGUUAAUGUUUCAUCAUCAUCAAUUUCAUCAUACGAUGAUUUAAGAGAUAGAUUAACAACAAGUGAGGAUGAUUAUUAUUCAUCAAUUGAAUUAGAACGAUCAAAGAGUACAACUAGUGUUGACACAAUAUAUGCUCUAAGAUAUAAAAAUGCAUCUGACGCCAAAAAAUGCCGUGUUUAUGGACGAGGUAUUCAACCAAAAGGUGUUCGUACUGGUGAUGUUGCUGAAUUUCGUGUUGUUACAAAAGAUGCUGGAGAAGGUAUUAUGAAAGCAACAGUAACUGGACCAGAUGAUUCAGAAAUUCCUUGUCGUGUAACAAAAGCAAAUAGUACAACAUAUGAAUGUGGUUAUGUACCAAAUCGUACAGGACAUUAUACAGUUAAUAUAACAUAUGGUGGUGCUCAUGUACCUAAAAGUCCAUUUCCAGUCGAUGUUGGACCAUAUAAAGAUUCUCGAAUACGAGCAUUUGGACCAGGUCUUGAAGGUGGUAUUAUUGGUUUUCCAGCUGAUUUUGUUGUUGAAACAAAUGGUGAAACUGGUUCAUUGGGCUUUUCAAUCGAAGGACCAUCACAAGCACGUAUUGAAUGUAAUGAUAAUGGUGAUGGUUCAGCUAAUGUUCGUUAUUGGCCAACAAUACAAGGUGAAUAUGCUGUGCAUAUUCUUUGUAAUGAUGAAGAUAUACCACAUUCACCAUUUAUGGCAUGGAUUGAAGCACCAGGAAAUUUUGAUUCAACUAAAGUUAAAGCUUAUGGUCCAGGACUUGAACCAUCAGGACAAAUUAUUGAUAAACCAACAGAAUUUACAAUUGAUACACAUAAUGCUGGUGAAGCAGCAUUACGUGUUCAAGCUAUUGAUCAAGAUUAUCAGCCAGUUGAUAUUCAUGUCAAAAAUAAUGGUAACGGUACAUAUACUUGUCGUUAUACACCAAGAAAUCCUAAUCGUCAUUGUAUUUUAAUUGAUUAUGGUGGUGUUGCUAUACCACAUAGUCCAUUUCGAGUUUGGCCAACAGAACCAUCAAAUCCAUCAAAAGUUCGUGUUUAUGGUUCUGGUGUUGAACGUGGUGUUAAAAUGAAUACGUUAACACAAUUUACUGUUGAUUGUAAAGAAGCAGGACCAGGUGAUAUAUCAAUUGCAUUGACUGAUACAAAAAAUCAAGAUGUUCCAUUUACUAUUGAUGACAAUCAAGAUGGAACAUUUACUAUAACUUAUACACCAAAAUUACCUGGUGUACAUUGUAUAAGUGUUCUAUUUGGCGAUAAUGAAAUACCUAUAUCACCAAUUAAAGUUAAUAUUGAACCAAGUGUUGAUGUAAAUAAAAUACGUGUUGAAGGUCUUGAAACAAUGCCUAUUGUUGGACAACCUGCUCAGGUUACAUUAAAUACAUUGUCAGCUGGUCCAUUACCAGCUAAUGCAAUUCAUGCUCGUAUUGUUGGACCAAAAGGUAAUACACAAGAAGCAAUCGUAACACCAGCAGCACAAGGUUAUAAUCUUCGUUUUAAUGUACCUGAACCAGGUAUAUAUAUAAUCGAACCGGAUGUAUGUACAUUACCAUUACAUCCAGUACAAAUCACAGCUAUUGAGCCACUUGAUCCGAGUAAAGUACGUGCCUAUGGACCAGGUCUUUCACAAGGCACAGUUAAUAAACCAGCUGACUUUAUUGUUGAUACACGUGGUGCUGGUAAUGGUCAAUUAGCUGUUACAGUUGAAGGACCAUCAGAAUCAAAAAUAGAUUAUCAAGAUAAUAAUGAUGGUAGUUGUUGUGUAACCUAUCAUCCGACAGUAUCUGGUAAUUACAAUAUCAAUAUAUUAUAUGAAGGAAAACAUAUACCAGAUUCACCAUUUCGUUCGGCUGUACGUGCUGAUCUUGAUACACGUUCUAUUCGUUGUUAUGGACCUGGUCUCGAUUCGAAUGGAGUAUUUCUUGAAAGUCCAACUGACUUUACUGUUGAUGCUAAAUUAGUAACGGGUAGUGGUUCAGGUCGUGUUGAAUGUUUAUUAACAUCACCAAGUGGUCGUGCUGUUCGAUGUCCUGUUAAAAAUAUGUCCGAUGGAACUUAUCUUGUUCAAUAUGCACCUUAUGAACCAGGCAUGCAUCAAUUAGAAGUGACCUAUGAAAAUAUUCCUGUUCCUGGUAGUCCAUUUCAUGUAAGUGCUGUUCCAGGUUGUGAUUCAACACGUGUACGUGCCUAUGGACCUGGCCUUGAAAAUGCAACAACAAAUGAACCAACAACAUUUACAAUUGAAACAAAAAGUGCUGGACAAGGUAGUCUUGGUUUAGCAAUUGAAGGACCAUCCGAAGCUAAAAUGGUUUGUAAAGAUAAUCAAGAUGGUACUUGUAUUAUGGAGUAUUUACCUGCAAAAGCUGGUCAAUAUGAUAUAGCAAUUAAAUUUGCUGAACAUCAUAUUCCAGGCUCACCAUUCCGCGUCAAUGUACGUGAUCGACUUGAUGCUAAUCGUGUUAAUGUUAAAAUGAGUUCAACUAUGCGUGCUAAUGUUUUACAAGAAAUUACAAUCGAUGGACAAACAGCUGGACCAGGCAGUCCAUCAAUUGAUAUUACUGAUAUACAUGGUCGUCGUAAACCGGCUAAUAUUCGACCCAGAGGCGAAGGUGUUUACGUUGCAGAAUUUACUCCACAAGCAGAAGGCCCACAUCGUAUUGAUAUUAAUUGGAGUGAUCAGCCAAUACCUCAAAGUCCAUUUAACAUUCAAGUACUUCCUCAUUUCGAACCAAAUAAAGUUAUUGUUGACGGACCAGGUAUUCGUAACGGUAUAUCAGCAUCACUUGAAACACAUUUUCGUAUUGAUACACGUGACGCUGGUUUUGAACAACCCGACGUUUUAAUUAAAAAUCCUGAAGGUCUUUUAAUUUCAUCAAAAAUCAUUGAUAAUAAAGAUGGAACCUAUAAAAUAAUAUAUAAACCGAAUGAUGUUGGUCGUUAUAUAAUUAAUGUUAAUUAUGGUGGUAUUCCGGUUCAUAAUUCUCCAUUCAACGUGAAAGUGGAACCGACCGGCGAUCCAACGAAAUGCCAUAUUUCGGGCACUGGCAUUAAUCCUAAUGUUCAAGUAGGUGAAGAAUAUACAAUAACUGUUGAUACACAUGAUGCCGGCCCGGGCACAGUAACAUGUCGUAUACGUUCAACACUUGGCAAUGAUCUUGAUAUUGAUAUUGUUGAUAAUGAAGAUGGAACAUAUAAUCUAUUCUAUAUACCACAUAAUCCAGGAAACUAUGUUAUUAAAAUAAAAUUUGGUGGACAAGAUAUUCCAGGUGGUGAUUUUGUCGUAACGGCGGGUGAUACUCAUCAACAAAUUCGAAGAAAAUCAGAAUCUAGUACAACAAGUCUAUAUCGACCUGUCGACUUUCGUUUACCUGUUGGUGGUGGUAAACUUAGUGAUAUUACUGCAUUAAUACGAACACCAACAGGAAAAUUUCAUACCCCACUUAUUGAUGAUAAUGAAGAUGGAACUGUUUCAAUAAAAUAUCAACCAUCAGAAAUUGGUUUACAUGAAUUAGAUGUAUUCUAUCAAGGACAACCAAUAGCUGGUUCACCAUUUAAAUUUCAUGUUGAUCAAGUUCAAACAGGUUAUGUGACAGCAUAUGGACCUGGUCUUAGUCAUGGUGUUUGUAAUGAAUCAUGUAACUUUCGUAUUAUAACUAAAGAUGCUGGCUCAGGUGGUCUAUCGGUUGCUGUUGAAGGAAGUUCGAAAGCUGAAAUUCAAUGUAAAGAUAAUAAAGAUGGUACAUGUGAUGUUACUUAUUGGCCGACUGCACCAGGUGAAUAUACAAUAACUGUUAAAUUUGCUGAUAAACAUAUUGUUGGUUCACCAUUUACUGCUAAAAUAACUGGUGUACCAUUAUCAGCUGACAAUCGUAAACGUUCACAAGUUAUGGUUGGAAAUCAAAGUGAAAUAAGUUUACGUGUAACUGAAAUCGAUAUACAUGAUUUAACUGCAACAAUACGUUCACCAAGUGGUGUAGAAGAUGUAUGUUUAUUAAAAAAAUUAGCUAAUGGAAGUCUUGGAAUAUCAUUUAUACCAAAAGAAAUUGGUGAUCAUUUAGUUAAUGUUUAUCGUGAUGGUAAACAUAUUAAAAAUAGUCCAUUUCGUAUACAUGUUGGUUCAUCUGAAAUUGGUGAUGCCAAUAAAGUUAAAGUAUUUGGACGAGGCUUAAAAGAAGGUUAUGCUAAUCAAAUUAAUGAUUUUACUGUUGUUACACGUGAUGCUGGUUAUGGUGGUUUAUCAUUAUCAAUUGAAGGACCAUCAAAAGCUGAUAUUGAAUGCCAUGAUAAUGAAGAUGGUUCAUGUCUUGUUACAUAUAGACCAACUGAACCUGGUAUUUAUAUUGUUAAUGUUAAAUUUGCUGAUAAACACGUACCUGGUAGCCCAUUUACAGUUAGUGUUGGUGGUCAUGGAUCAAGUCGACUUCGUGAAAGUAUUAUACGCGAACGUCGUGCUGCUGAUAUAACACAUAUUGGUAGUCAAUGUGAAUUAUCUCUUAAAAUUCCUGGUACAUCAUCGUUUGAUAUGAGUGCUUAUGUUACAAGUCCAACAGGACGUUUAGAAAAUUGUGAAAUUGUUGAACUUGAUGAUUGUAAUUAUUCAAUUAAAUUUAUUCCAAAAGAAAUGGGUGUUCAUACUGUUAGUGUUAAACAUAAAGAUAUGCAUAUACCUGGUAGUCCAUUUGAAUUUACUGUUGGCCCAAUACUAGGUGGUGGUGCUCAUAAAGUUCGUGCUAGUGGUAGUGGCCUUAUACGUGGUGAAGUUAAUUCAACAAAUGAAUUUAAUAUUUAUACACGUGAAGCAGGUGCUGGUGGUCUAGCUAUUGCUGUUGAAGGUCCAGCUAAAGCUGAAAUUGACUUUUUUGAUCGUAAAGAUGGUUCAUGUGGCGUAGCUUAUGUAUGUCCCGAAGCAGGUGACUAUCAAAUUUCAAUUAAAUUUAAUGAUGAACAUAUUCCCGAUUCACCAUUUAAUGUUUCAAUUGUACCACCAUUUGGUGAUGCAAGAAAACUUACAAUACAUAGUCUUAAAACAAAAGGUCUUGACGUUAAUCGACAAUAUACAUUUACUGUUAAUGUUAAUGGUGCACGUGGUCAUGUUGAUGCUCGUAUAAUAGCACCAAGUGGAGUGGAAGAAUCAUGUACUGUACAAGAUAUGGGUGAUGAUCACUACGCUAUUCGAUUUGUACCUAAAGAAAAUGGUAUUCAUUGGAUACAUGUUCGUUUUAAUGGACGUGAUAUACCUGAUUCACCAUUUCGUAUUGUUGUUGGUCAAGCUAAUGCUGAUCCAGGUCGAGUAUUUGCUUCUGGUUCUGGUUUACAUCAAGGAGAAACUGGUCAAGCAUGUGAAUUUUUAAUUGAUACAACAAAUGCGGGUGCUGGUGCAUUAGCUGUUACGGUUGAUGGACCAUCAAAAGUUCAACUUGAUUGUAGAGAAGUAAUCGAAGGUUAUCGUGUUACAUUUACACCAACGGCACCAGGAGAUUAUCUUAUUUCAAUUAAAUUUGCUGGAAUUAAUAUUGCUGGUAGUCCAUUUAAAUGUAUAGUUGGAGGAGUUGGAUAUCCAACAAAUCGUGGAAGUGGUGUAUCAACAAUGACAACAUCAUCAUCAUAUCUACAACGUUCAGACGGAAAACUAACAAGUCAUUCAAGAUAUGAUGCUAUUGAAAAAUCCACGUCAUUUUCAUCGAGUUCAAGAAAUAAUAAUUAUGCUAUUGUCGAUGCAAGUCGAGUACGAGCACAUGGUGAUGGUUUAGUACGAGCUUAUAGAAAUGAAAAAGCAACAUUUACUGUUGAUACACGUGAUAGUGGAAAUGCUAUGUUAAUGGUAGGUGUAUUUGGUCCAAAAUAUCCAUGUGAAGAAGUAUUUAUAAAACAUAUUGGAAAUAAUCAAUAUAAUGUUCAAUAUACUGUACGAGAGAAAGGUGAAUAUAUGUUGAUUGUUAAAUGGGGUGAUCAACAUAUUCCAGGCUCUCCAUGGCAUAUUGAAGUUGUUUAA
Messenger RNA from Rotaria sp. Silwood2, 7479 nucleotides. The record is from the annotation of a GenBank genome assembly. NCBI's taxonomy places the organism in Eukaryota, Metazoa, Rotifera, Eurotatoria, Philodinida, Philodinidae.